Molecule: messenger RNA, 3771 nt
Organism: Ictalurus punctatus (channel catfish)
Lineage: Eukaryota; Metazoa; Chordata; Actinopteri; Siluriformes; Ictaluridae
Gene: msl2b
Product: MSL complex subunit 2b
Exons: 2
Coding region: 1177-2973 (598 amino acids)
Cellular component (GO): MSL complex
Molecular function (GO): ubiquitin protein ligase activity
Source: RefSeq, a predicted model, not a curated record
GCCCCCUCCCUGUGCUAAUGCGGAGAGAAGGGAGGAGAAGCGUUUAGCGCUAGCAGCUUUUUCAAACACAAACACAUUUCAAUAUCGCGCUCUGAAGCUCUUUUUCCUCCUCAGAAGCGCGGAACGCAGGACAGGGACAUUAUUUACGUUUCUUUUCACUCGGAGAGUGUCACUGAAAGCGGCUGGAGGCCGCAGGAGCCGCGGGAAAGAAGCUGAGGGAAGAAAAGCGGCCUGUUUUGUUCCCGAUCUCCGGAGCCGCAGCUCGCGCGCCCGGUCCAACACAUCUCACCGUUUUUGUAUUCUCUCUUUUCUCUCUUUAUGCGGUGUUUCUUGUUUUUUUGUUUUUUGUUUUUUGUUUUUUUCUGUUUUGGAGAUUUAAUCGCAUGCAUUUUGUUCUCGUGUGUCCUGAGACCGAGUCUCCGGAGCUGCUGGUUAGCGAGCGGAACCGAUUUUCGGCGCUUCGGGAGAACUUGAGGGAAAAGCGGCCUGUUUUGUUUUUGCAACAGCGGCGCCAUGAACAAUAACAUACACCGGGUUUAACGAGCUCCUCUACUUCCGCUCUCCGGUGUGUACGGGACGACUACACUGGAUUGUGGGAAAUAAUCCGGAGCUCUGUGUGUGAGAGGGAGAGAGUGUGUGUGUGUGUGUGUAUGAGAGAGAGAGAGAGAGAGAGAGAGAGAGAGAGAGAGAAGUGAGUACACACAGGAUCCGGAGAUCCGGCUGUUUGAAUUCGGGAGCUGCGGUUCUGCUGCACGCGCCGCCGUGUGACUUCCUGCGCUUUGAAAAAAAAUCUCAUGAGCCUGUAAACAAGCGGACUUUUUCCCCUGCACCUCAUUUCGGAUGUAUUUGGGACGCUACCGGAGCGCGUGCACUGCAUUUCUCCGGUGAUGAUGAUUAUUUUUGCGUAUUUCCUGCCAUGGAAGCGAGAGCGCGCGUGCACGGCGUAGCGGCUGUAACGGCGGUGAGCGUGCAGUGUGAGGAGGAGAGACGUUUCUGCGACAUCACGCCGCACGUGUGAAGAUUUUAAUCCUGAACUGACCCUGUAACCUCGUGCAUUAACUACGCGCUCGUGCACUUGCGCGAUUAUUAAUUUUGAGCUCCUCAGCAGCGUUACAGCAGAGACUGUGUGUGUGUUUCCCACUGAUCCUGACCCCCCCCCUCUCCCCCUGUGCGGACAUGAACCCGGUAAACGCGACGGCUCUGUACGUGUCCGCGUGCCGCUCGGUGCUGCGCUGCGACCCCCGGGACCCGCAGGCUCUCUCCGAGCUCUACAAACUGCUGCCGUUCUUCAGACAGUCUCUGUCCUGCCUGGUGUGCGGGAAUUUGCUCCAGGAUCCAAUUGCUCCGACCAACUCCUCGUGCCAGCACUACGUCUGCAAAGCGUGCAAAGGUAAGAAGAUGAUGAUGAAGCCGUCGUGCAGCUGGUGUAAAGACUACGAGCAGUUCGAGGAGAACAAGCAGCUGUGUAUUCUGGUGGACUGCUACAGGAAGUUGUGUGAGUACAUUGCAGGUUCACCUCUUGCUAAGCACAUUUCCAGCGAAGUGGGCGGUGCCCCGGACAUCCUGGCUCUGCUGACCGAGGGUCUCUCGUCGGACAAGGCGGGAGACGAGGGUUUCUUGCCGAACCCAACGCAGCACUCUCCUGCUCCCUCGAGCUCGGACACGCCUCCUGAAGAGCACCAGUCCCUGUGCUCCUCUGAGAUCAAGCAGCAGCCGCCGAGCCCGCUGGGAGUAAACGGCCUACGGGACUGUAACGGGUUGAGCAACGUGGAUGAGCUGCCGGCCGGCCUGCCCUCGCCUCACAGCAGCGUGGAGGUGGAGGUGGGCAGCGAGGCAGUGAAGCAGGAGAACUUCAGCAGUGAGAUUCCAGUGUGCGAGGCCGUAGCGGCGGCCGGAGAGGAGCUCUGUGCCUCCAGCAUGGACAUGUGUGCAUUUGACGAGGAUAUAAAACAUGCAGGCGGAACUCUUUUACUGAGCGUGGAGGAGGUGCUUAGGACUCUGGAGCCUGAUCCGGUUCCUCAGGUAGAAUGUUCUGCUAUUCUCCAGCCGAGCCUCGGAGCUUCAGGGAAUAUAAAUGGACCCUUCGGAUGUUCUGCUGCCUCGGCCGACGCUUCCCGACCGCUUCCCUCGCUUCCCCUCGACUCUGCAGGGGUGUUAGCUCCACAGUACCCUCAUCACAAUCCUCAGACGUCCUCCGGAAUUUCCUGUUCCGCCAUAACUCCCAGAGUUCCACGCUCGAAUCGCAAACGCUCGCGUUCUGAAAGCGACAGUGAGAAGAUCCAGCCCCUGCCCAUCUCCACCAUCAUCAGAGGGCCGGCUCUCUGCGCCUCGGCGCCCGUUGCUAUAAAGUGCGAACCUAAAACUCUGACGCUCACCACGCCCAACAUGGCUGCCGUCCCGAACGGUGGAGGACUUCCCAAAGUGGGCAAAGCUCUGAUCGUGCCCAACAAACCCAUCAAAAAGAGCAUUGAGCAGCACGGACCUAAAAAGGCGUACGCGAAGUCUAAACAGAGCGCCCCGAAAACGAAAGACAAGACGAAAGAGCGGCUGGUGAGUAAUCCUCUGGCGCCGGGGAGUCCGACAAAGGUGGUGUACAAAAAACCGCAGGAGAAGAAAGGCUGUAAAUGUGGCAGGGCCACCCAAAACCCAAGUGUUCUUACAUGUCGGGGUCAGCGUUGCCCCUGCUACUCCAACCGCAAGGCCUGUCUGGACUGCAUAUGCCGUGGCUGCCAGAACUCCUACAUGGCCAACGGCGAGAAGAAACUGGAAGCGUUUGCGGUGCCGGAGAAAGCCUUGGAGCAGACGAGGCUCACGCUGGGCAUCAACCUCACCAGCAUCGCCAUGAAGAACGCCGGCAGCAGCGGGACUCCCGGCGCGCUGAACGUCACCUCGGCGGCAGGUUCGCCCAUGGCCUCGUUCCUGGCAGCCGGGCCUCACGAGGACGAGGCGUUGGACAUGAGGUUUGACUGUUGAGUCGUGCACAAUGCUCUUAUCAUCGUGUGAACCCUUAUUCCUUAUUCCAGCCCGGCUCUCUCGCGCCCCGGAGACGAGCCAGCGGAGUCGUCAAUAAGGCAGCUACUGUGAUUCUGUUCCAGUUCAUGUUAUUGAAUUAGUCAUUGCUGAAGCCUGUGCCUAUAAAUCACUUGUAACACCUUUCUUUUUUUUUUAUUUUAUUUUAUUUUAUUGUCUUACACACUAGUGACUUGAGAGUCAUGUUACUGUAAGUUUAUGGAAUUCUGUUUUUGUUUUUUCCCCCCAUUUCAGUACAAGUGAUCUAUACGGCAUGAACUUUAGCAAAGAGAUGCCUGACCUCGUUGUUGAGGGUCAUGUUAUGUGGAUUUGUGGAUGAUUUUCAGUUUGUAGGCUAGAAGACGAGACCUGUUGGAUGAAAUGGUACCUGCUACGUCAGUAGAGACUGGUUGUAUUUAUAAGCUUUUUUGUACACCGACUUAUGAACCCCGAUUUAAAAAGUACAUUUUAUGAUAUUUUUUAAGUUACAUUAACAACAUUUGCAGUAUUUAUUGGGCAUCACUUAACAUAGAUUACAGGCCAUCUAGGGCUUCAUCGGGAUUUCUACAGAUGCAAUUCACUGAGAUGCAGUAUGUUCGGUUUCUGUCUAAAUUAUGUUGCGGUCCUGUUUGUGCUAGUUUAUGCUGUCUAAAACUGUUUUUUUUUUUUUUUUUUUCUUUUUUUUUUUCCUUUGGGCAUUUAAAUACCUGUAAUAUAAAUGUAACAUAUUUCCACAAAAAAAACUGACUCGUGUCUUUUUUC